Molecule: messenger RNA, 633 nt
Organism: Bradysia coprophila
Lineage: Eukaryota; Metazoa; Arthropoda; Insecta; Diptera; Sciaridae
Source: RefSeq, a predicted model, not a curated record
UUUGCAAUGUGAAAAACAUUUUGACAUUGACAGCUUGAAUAGGUUAUACCUUUGUUUUGCCUGACGAUUUUCAUUAUUUCGGGCUGAUUUCAUCAUAAAUUAAUAUCCUGAACAACCAAUGAAUUUUCUCGCAAAGCAAACUAAUUUCCGUCGAUUCGGACGGCUCAUUCGUUGCUGUUCUGAACCUCAGGUUGCCUUUUUCAAAAGCUCAGCGAAAGAGACGACCGGCAAAGGAUCAGAUGAUGGAGAAAACAAUCAACCGAUAAAGUACUUUGGGAGUGGAGCAGCUACUUGGACUGCCGGACAAAGUCACCUAAAUCCACAAUAUAACACCGGAGUGUGGUACCAACCAUACGUUAUAUCUUUGAGCUUAGCGGUAUUUCUGAUUUACUUCUGCAUAUUACGCGAGGAGAAUGAUGUCGAUGAAAAAUUGUCCAUGUCACUGUACGAUCGAAUUGAAGGUUUGGAGGAACAACAAAUUUUGGCAUCAAUACAGUAUAACAGGGGACACGGACUGUCAACGGUUGAGUUGGAAAAGCGGUUGGAAGAGUUAAAGCUGGAGAAACAGUAAAUCAAAUUGUGUAACAUGUUUCAUAUAGAGUUUAGUGACCAUUAAAUGAACUGAAGUUGACA